This is a messenger RNA of Rodentolepis nana, 213 nucleotides long. NCBI's taxonomy places the organism in Eukaryota, Metazoa, Platyhelminthes, Cestoda, Cyclophyllidea, Hymenolepididae. The record is from the annotation of a GenBank genome assembly.
AUGGCCUUCUCUUUGAUAAGGGAACAUAUUGUGGUGCUUCCUGUACCUAAGAGCAUUGCAUCAGUGGGUGUUGAUAAUAUCCCUCUAGUUAUUAGUCGUAAUGCUUGGUUGUGCGUCUUUUUGAGUGGUUUGAGAGUCACCUCUGUGGAUGUAAUGAGUGGCGGUCGUUCGAGAGUCACCUCUGUGGCUGUAAUGAGUGGCUCACAACAAUAA